Molecule: messenger RNA, 2043 nt
Organism: Cylindrotheca closterium
Lineage: Eukaryota; Bacillariophyta; Bacillariophyceae; Bacillariales; Bacillariaceae
Source: the annotation of a GenBank genome assembly
AUGGAGGACAAGAGCAUGAAACUUCGGCCCAUGAAACGGCAGAGAGUCGAGCAGUCUAGUUCUAGUAGUAGUAGUAGGAGUAGUAGUGAUCCAGCAGAAGUCAAUACAACAACCACGAGUGUUAGUUUGACCGAUUUGUUGCGGGCUGGAAAGUGGAACGAAGCCACCAAACGAGUCGAAGAGAACCCCAAUGAGGUUACUGCGGCUUCCGAUCCUUCUCCUCUUGCCUUGGCCUGUCGGUUUGGAGCAUCUGUGGAAUGCAUUCGAAGAAUUCUGGAGGUUUGCCCACAAAAAGUCCGUCGCUUGUUGGAUUCUCGAGGAACUCCCGUCCACGAAGCAAUCGUGUGCGAAAAUGUGGGUCCCGAUGUGAUUGGUUUGUUGCUUAAGGCAGACGAGGAACUUGGAGCGGAUUCACCUAGGGCUACUGUCAUGCAAGAUGUGGAUGGAUACACACCCAUUCACCUUUUGAUUCGAAGGCGAUUUCAAUCCCAUGUGUUGGGAUCCGGGGAACACUUUAUGGAAUUGUUGGAAAUGUUGGUCCAAAGCGCACCAGAAUCGGUGGUGAUCCCGGAUCGUGGAGAGUACGAAGAACCACCCUGUGUCAUGUGCUUGAAAGCCAAUGUCUAUGCCCCACUCUUGCAAUUGGAAGGAGCCACCGCGGUACGAAUCGAACGAGACAUUCACGAUAUGGUACGGUGCAUGCUCCAACAUUAUCCAAGUGCCGCCAGCUGCGUGUUUAGUGGCUACCGUGGCAAAUAUACCGCACUGCACUCGGCGGUUUUCCAUGGAAGAUGUCCCGAUACCAUUCGCCUCCUUAUUGAAGCGGAGAAACGAUGUCCGACCUCCUCGGAAGAAAAACCGGGACUCUUGGCCAAUACCCAAGGGGAAUUGCCUCUGCACUUUUGUUCCAUGCGCGGAGAACCACCCCGAACCGUCGCUCUAUUGGCAGCAGGGGCACCCGAAGCGGUCUCCAAGCGGGAUGCUUCGGGUCUUACUCCCAUGCAUUGGCUUUGGAUUCGGUUUGUGAGCACCCUUCUUGCCAUUGAUGAUGCGGAACGAGGAAACCUGGCUUGUAUUCCAAUCAAAAAAUCAUGCAAUAUGAAAACAACAGAAAGCAACAAGUAUUCCUCGUUUGCAUUCUUGGAACAAGGCGACUUUGAAGCAGACUUGCAAUUUGUCCGAAGAGUGGAUCCUUCGGUGGACUUUUUGCGAAUGAGACACAUUCCGGGGGAAGUUUUGGAUGAAACGGAUGCGCUGAAUUUUGCGAAGAGAACUGAAACGAUCCUUCAGCAUGUUCGUGAUCGACACCGCCAAUUGGGCGCUGCCAACUUGGACGAGAAUGAUGAUAAUGAUGGUGAAGUUCUCUGGUCACGAGUCGAAACGGUCGCCAGCUUGUUUUGGACAAAGGUUGUCUCCAUGUUAAAGGCGGUAGAAACCACCAGUGAUGAUCAGGAUGGGUUCUCAUUGGUACAAGCCGCAUUUAAGAGUCAGUACUGUCCACCUCAGGUUGGAAGAAUUGUCGCUUCCAUGUAUCCAAGCGAAAUGGCAGACAAGGACGAGAAUGGAAUGUUGGUUCUCCAUCACGCAGCACUUCGGCCUUGGCAUGCUUGGGAUUGGCCACGGAAUACAACCUCCGAUUCGGCCAAUGCACAGCUUUUGGAGUUGGAAUCAGCCUCUCUCCUAAGGACGGCAAUGGAACUGUCACCAUUGUCGGCUGGAAGUCAAAAGGACGUUACGGGACGUCUCCCAAUCCACUGUGCCAUUCCUACCUUUGUUCGUGCCUUUUCCUCUAGCGGGAGAUUGUGCACGGAAUCCUCUGUGAAAGAGAUUCUGGAACUAUUGACCAUGUUUGUCAAAAUGAAUCCAGAUUCUCUGCACCAAACGGAUCCAAAUACUGGUCUAUACCCCUUUCUACAGGCAACUGCGGUCUCCACGGAAGAGGCCUCGGCUUCUGCGGGAUCUUUCCCAGAAGAGUUUUCCCUUUCGGCUGUUUAUACCCUUCUUCAUGCAGAUCCGUCGAUUGUUCGAUCUGGUAUCAGAUGA